Messenger RNA from Conger conger (European conger), 2696 nucleotides. RefSeq names its product switching B cell complex subunit SWAP70b (gene swap70b). The coding region runs from base 60 to 1826 and encodes 588 amino acids. The transcript is spliced from 12 exons. Gene Ontology annotation, molecular function: calcium ion binding. The record is from RefSeq and is a predicted model, not a curated record. NCBI's taxonomy places the organism in Eukaryota, Metazoa, Chordata, Actinopteri, Anguilliformes, Congridae. Gene Ontology annotation, cellular component: nucleus; cytoplasm.
AAAAGAGAAACUUUGUUAUAAGGGAACUUAACACGCAGAAAGAGGGAACGCUACGCAAAAUGGGACUAAGGGACGAGCUUUUGAAGGCGAUAUGGCAUGCUUUCACCGCGUUGGAUGUGGACAAAAGUGGAAAAGUAUCCAAAUCGCAAUUGAAGGUGCUGUCACACAACCUCUGCACUGUAAUGAAGAUCCCCCAUGACCCUGUGGCUCUGGAGGAGCACUUCAAAGAUGAUGACGAGGGGCCCGUGUCCAACCAAGGGUACAUGCCGUACCUCAACAAGUUCAUAUUGGACAAGGUCCAGAACAACUUUGACAGGAUGGACUUUAACAAGAUGUGUUGGACUCUCUGUGCCAGGAAGAACCUCAACAGGAAUCAUCUUCUGAUCACUGAUGAUGAUUCCUUCAAGAUCUGGUGCAUUUUCAACUUUCUGUCAGAGGAGAAGUACCCGUUAGCCAUCGUCACUGAGGAGAUUGAGUACUUGCUGCGGAAGCUGACGGAGGCGAUGGGGGGCAGCUGGGUGGAGGAGCGUUUUGAGGAGUACAGGACGCAGCUGGCCAGCAGCCAACAGUGUCUGAGUGCCUGGGGGCUGAUCGAGCUCAUCGGCACCGGCCACUUCAGCAUGGGCAUGGACCGGCAGACCCUCUCCAUGGGCAUCAACGAGGUCUUCCAGGAGCUCAUAUUGGACGUUCUCAAACAAGGCUAUAUGCAGAAGAAGGGACACAAACGGAAGAACUGGACAGAGCGCUGGUUCCUGCUUCGGCCCAACGCCAUCUCAUACUAUGUCAGUGAGGACCUGACGGAGAAGAAGGGUGACAUCACGCUGGACGCCAACUGCUGUGUUGAGUCUUUACCAGACAAGGAAGGAAAGAAGUGCCUCUUCAUUGUGAAAUGUUCAGAGAAGAGCUUUGAGAUCAGCGCGUCUGACAAGAAGAAGAAGCAGGAAUGGAUCCAAGCCAUCCAGAACUGCAUCAGCCUGCUGAAGCGGGAGCUGCCGGCCCCCCACCACGAGGCUCGCCUGCGCAGGAGGGAGCUGCGGCAGAAGCAGCAGGCGGAGCAGGAGCAGCUGGAGGAGAGGAUGAAGGAGCUGCAGAUCGCCAACGAGAACAAGCAGCGCGAACUGGAGGCCAUGAGGACGAAGCUGGAGGAGGCGGCAGCGGAGGCAGCAGAGGAGGAGAAGCAGAGACUGCAGACCCAGAGCGAGCUGCAGGACCGCUACAGAACUGACCUGGAGAGGGAGAAGAUGGUGCGGCAGCAGAUGGAGCAGCAGGUGGCUCAGAAGUCGAGCGAGCUGGAGCAGUACCUCCUGCGUGUGCGUGAGCUGGAGGACAUGUACCACCGCCUGGAGGAGGCGCUGGAGACGGAGCGGCAGGCGCGCCAGGACGAGGAGACCGUGCGCAAGCUGCAGGGCAGGCUAUUGGAGGAGGAGGCGUCGAAGCGGGCGGAGUUGGAGCAGCUGCACCUGCAGCAGCAGAAGGCCAUCUCCCAGACGGAGGCGGAGAAGCAGGAGCUGGAGAAUGAGCGGCUGGCCAAGGAGAUGGCACUGCAGGACGCCAUGCUGCAGCUGGAGCAGCUGGAGAGUGACAGACAGGGGGCGCUGCAGCAGUACCAGGAAGUGAUGAAGAAACUGGAGAGCGCAGCCAGUGAAACUAGAAGCUGGAAGGACAAAGUUGCACAUCACGAGGGUCUGAUUCGUCUCAUUCAGCCAGGCUCUAAGGGACCCCAGAGGAUCACAAACUGGGGGCCAGCAGCGGUCACUGACACAGAGCUGAACCUGAGGGAGAAGGAAUGGCAGGAGAAAAGGAACAGGCCUGCCCAGGCCCAGUAGUCCCCCACCCCAACUAACUCGAAACCUCCUCCCACCAUUGCUGUGAUGCUCUGUCAACUGUGACAAAGUUGCCUGAGUGCAACAGAGACUUCAUUUGUUAACAAUAAACCCAUGGCAGGACUGCAUCACAGGGACUUUGGUCUUUGAUCUAAACACCCCAAGUUCUGCGCCAGAAUACAGUAACGCUCUACCAGUGAUCAAGAGCUACAAGCUCAAAACAACAGCACAAUUUUGUUACAUGUUUGUCUGUAGGUGGAUAUAUUUGGUUAUUCUUAUGAGCCUGAUUACCUAUAGCUGUCUAUAGCCAUUCUGCACGUGCAAUGCUAUCUGCAUGUGGUUGAUUAGCCCAGAGAUAUGUUGGCUGUUCUGAAGAGAUAGAAACUCCACACUCUUUGUUUUACUUAUAAUUCUUUUUCAGCUUGCAUUUUUUAUGUUUAUUUUUGUUGCCAAAGUGUAGAGAAGUGAAUUAUCCUAUUUCAGUCCUGUAUUUAUUAACACUGUCAUUACCUUGCUGUCACUGACGAUGUGCAAAAUGGCAGUUUUAUUAGUUUUUAAUGUCCACAGUUCUUGUAAUGUAGUAUGUAAUCAUAUUAAUUGUAAAAGUCUCUAACUAUCAUACUACUGUACUACAAUAGAUUAUUAUGUUUUGUUUGAAACAGUAUUUAAUAAUAGAAAAUAUGUGGAAAACACUUGGAGAAACAGGGCUUUUUGUUUUACAUUGAAAUCUUUGUGUAAAGUAAUUUUGUAUAUGCUUUUGAAAAGGGAGUGAUAUAUGAAAUGUAUAGAAACAGUGUAGUUGUGUCAUUUAGAUUUUUGUGGAAUAGUGCUGGUAUUUGAUAUAAAACCAUUAAAAGAUAUUGCUAAACCCCA